Cuscuta campestris is the source of this 2177-nucleotide messenger RNA. The record is from the annotation of a GenBank genome assembly. NCBI's taxonomy places the organism in Eukaryota, Viridiplantae, Streptophyta, Magnoliopsida, Solanales, Convolvulaceae.
UCCUACUCCCAGUACUCCAUCUUUUCCCUAUAUCUUCUCGCUAGGGUUUCUCACCAAGGAUCUCUGUACCUCAUUCUUUCUCUAAUUUCAUGCAGUGCUUUGGCUCUCAUCUCACUGUUUCGUGUUUGAUUUCCUACAAACCUCUCCUUGUCGUCGGAUUUUCUUGAUUUCCCUGUAGAUCAGAUUCUUGAACUGGGAGACUCCGUCCCGCGUGUAUUUAGGAAGAGAUUUUUGAAUUAUGACUUUCUCAUGGGCUGAUUCAGUUGAGAAUGCAGAAUCUCACGGUGCUGGGACUAGCGGUGGAAGCGGCGUUCCUGCCAAACAGGCUUAUAUACCGCCCCACCUUAGGAACAGACCACCCCCGGCUAAAAAUACACCUCCUGCACAGAGUGGUCUGUCAUUGGCCAAUGGCAGACCUGGUGUUGCAAGUGGUUCAAGGUGUUGUGAUCCGAGGUCCGGUAGUGGAGGACAGAGUUAUGGUCGUGGCGGGAGUGGCUGGGAUAGCAGAGGUGGUGGUUGGGGUAGGGAGCGCGAGGUGAACCCUUUUGGUAAUGAUGAUGUUGGUGGGGGUGAAGAGAAUGGCAUUUCACAUGAAAAUAGUGGCAUUGAUUUUGAUACGUAUGAGGAUAUUCCUGUGGAAACAAGUGGGGAUAAUGUGCCUCCUCCUGUGAAUACAUUUGCUGAAAUAGACUUGGGAGAUGCCCUUAACUUGAAUAUUAAGAGAUGCAAAUAUGUCAAGCCUACUCCUGUACAGCGCUACACGAUCCCCAUAUCUCUUGCAGGACGGGAUUUGAUGGCUUGUGCACAGACUGGAUCUGGCAAGACGGCUGCAUUUUGUUUUCCCAUCAUUAGUGGAAUCAUGAAGGGGAGUUUUCCACAGAGGCCACGCGGAGUGCGAACUGUUUUCCCACUCGCUCUAAUUCUUUCACCUACGAGGGAGCUUUCAAUGCAGAUACAUGAGGAAGCUAGGAAGUUCUCCUAUCAAACUGGUGUAAGAGUGGUUGUUGCUUAUGGUGGGGUCCCAAUAAACCAACAGCUCAAAGAGCUAGAAAGAGGAGUUGAUAUUCUUGUGGCAACUCCUGGAAGAUUAGUUGAUUUGCUUGAGAGAGGAAAAGUCUCCCUGCAGAUGAUAAGAUAUUUGGCUCUUGAUGAGGCUGAUCGUAUGUUGGAUAUGGGGUUUGAGCCCCAAAUUAGAAGAAUAGUGGAGGAAACGGAUAUGCCACCGCCCGGUGAAAGGCAGACGAUGCUUUUUAGCGCCACAUUUCCAAGGGAGAUUCAGAGACUUGCAUCCGAUUUUCUCUCGAAGUAUAUAUUUUUGACGGUUGGAAGGGUUGGUUCCAGCACUGAUUUGAUCGUUCAGAGAGUCGAACUUGUUCAAGAUAAUGAUAAGAGGAGCCAUUUGAUGGAUCUUCUUCAUGCACAGCAUGAAGAUGGUGUUAAUGGAAAGCAACCUCUAACUUUGGUAUUUGUGGAAACAAAAAGGGGAGCAGAUGCAUUGGAACAUUGGCUGAGCAUUAAUGGAUUUCCAGCAACUGCCAUUCAUGGUGAUAGAACUCAGCAGGAGAGAGCCCAAGCAUUAAGGGCAUUUAAGAGAGGGGACGCCCCUAUUUUGGUUGCGACCGACGUGGCAUCCCGCGGUCUUGACAUUCCCCACGUUGCUCAUGUCAUCAACUUUGACCUACCCAAUGACAUUGACGAUUAUGUGCACCGGAUAGGAAGGACAGGCCGAGCUGGCAACACAGGAUUAGCUACGGCUUUUUUCAACGAAGCAAACAUGUCUUUGGCCAAACCCUUGGUUGAUCUGAUGCAAGAAGCUAAGCAAGAGGCCCCUGAUUGGUUGAUUCGCUUUGCUAGUAGUUCGCAUUGGGGAGGUAGAAGCAAGCGGUACGGUGGUGGCCGGUUCGGCGGCAGUGACUUUAGAAGGGGUUCUUCGUCUGGAAACCGUGGCGGUGGAAGUAACUAUGGUGGCGGUUAUGGUGGUGGGGGAUAUGGUCCUGGGAAAAGUUCUUGGGACUAAUUUUCCCUUGGGAAUUUUAGGUUUUCUUUGCCUGUCAAUGCAAAAUGUUGGGCUUUUUCUAGUUUUGUUCAUUGAUUGUGAUCCUCUUCUUUAGGGUAUAAGUACGAUUUUGUCAUAUGCUUAGCUGAAAAACAACUAAUCUCCAGAAUUGAAUAGCAGG